Molecule: messenger RNA, 2756 nt
Organism: Neltuma alba
Lineage: Eukaryota; Viridiplantae; Streptophyta; Magnoliopsida; Fabales; Fabaceae
Product: protein RETICULATA-RELATED 5, chloroplastic-like
Exons: 7
Coding region: 76-2385 (769 amino acids)
Source: RefSeq, a predicted model, not a curated record
CGAAUGGCUCUUUCUGUCUCAUCCAAACAAUAUGGCCGUGGCGGGUAAGGGGACGCAGUAAGCCUACGAAGGACCAUGAGGUCCCAGACUCACGCUGCUUGUGGCAGCGGACCGCCACGUAUAACCACUUUUAGGCGUGGCAGCGCGUCUUCUGCUCCACCGGGCAAAUUUUUGCCGCCGCUGUUCGACGCCGGUAACCAUGCUUCCCGGAGACUUUGGACCCCUAAACGCCGGCGUAUGGUCGGUUUAUCUGCCCGUCCCUCUUGUAUCAAGGCUAGUCAAUCUGAUGACUCUGACUGUGAUACUAGAAGGGAAAUUUUAACUGAAAUUUUGGAGUCAUCGGAUGGAGCUAGAAGCACCAGGCGACAAGUGUUGGCCGCGCCAGUUCUUGCCAUGGGGGCGUCGUUUCUUCUUGCGGCGACAACGAGGGCCGAGGAUAAAGUGGCUGUCAAUGCGACGCCGUCGCCGACGGAGGUGAAAGCUAAAGGGGAUUUGCCGGUUUCUGAGCCUGAGGAGGAGAAAAAGAAGGAAGAAGAGGAUGUGAUAACAUCGAGGAUUUACGAUGCGACGGUUAUCGGAGAACCAUUGGCGAUUGGGAAAGAUAAAUGGAAAGUGUGGGAGAAGUUGAUGAGUGCUCGAGUUGUGUAUUUGGGGGAAGCGGAACAGGUUCCCAUUCGAGACGAUAGGGAAUUGGAGCUUGAAAUGUUGAAGAAUAUGCACAGACGAUGUAUCGGAAGCGAGAAACGAUUAUCUUUGGCCCUUGAAGCAUUUCCAUCUAAUCUGCAGGAGAAGCUCGAUCAAUAUAUCGAUAAAAAGAUAGAUGGAGAAACCUUAAAGUCUUAUACAUUACAUUGGCCACCUCAAAGGUGGCAGGAGUAUGAACCUCUUUUUAGCUACUGUCGUGAUAAUGAAAUUCGUCUCGUUGCUUGUGGCACCCCACCAGAGGUCUUAAGGACCGUGCAAGCAGAAGGAGUUCGUGGGCUUUCAAGGGCUGAUCGUAAACUUUAUGUUCCUCCAGCUGGUUCAGGCUUCAUAUCAGGCUUUACUUCAAUCUCGCGCAGAUCACCAGGAGAUGUGACUACUCCAAAUCCAUCUAUACCUUUCUCAUAUCUAUCUGCACAGGCAAGAGUAGUUGAAGAUUACACCAUGUCCCGGAUCAUCUUACAAAAUGUUCAGGAGGAAGGAGCUGGUGGUAUGUUAGUGGUUGUGACUGGUGCAAGCCACAUUACUUAUGGAUCAAGAGGAACUGGAGUGCCAGCGAGAAUUUCAAGGAAAAUGCAGAAGAAAAAUCAAGUUGUCAUAUUACUUGAUCCUGAAAGGCAACUCAUUCGAAGAGAGGGAGAAGUACCCAUUGCUGAUUUCUUGUGGUAUUCUGCUGCCAGACCAUGUAGUAGAAACUGCUUUGAUCGUGCUGAGGUUGCACGGAUUAUGAAUGCAGCUGGUCGGAAGAGGGAUGCCCUUCCACAGGAUCUUCAAAAGGGCAUUGAUCUUGGUUUGGUAUCACCUGAGGUGUUGCAGAACUUUUUUGAUCUAGAGCAGUAUCCACUGAUUUCAGAACUCACUCAUCGAUUCCAGGGAUUUAGGGAACGAUUAUUGGCAGAUCCCAGAUUCUUGAAUAGAUUAGCCAUAGAGGAAGCCAUAUCAAUAACAACUACACUAAUAGCACAGUAUGAGAAGCGGAAGGAAAAUUUUUUUGAAGAGCUUGACUAUGUUAUAACAGACGCAGUCAGGGGCUCAGUUGUUGAUUUCUUCACAGUGUGGCUUCCUGCCCCGACUUUGUCAUUCCUUUCUUAUGCUGAUGAAAUGAAUGCACCUGACAACAUUGAUGCUUUGAGAGGUCUUCUGGGCUCCAUCCCAGACAAUGCAUUUCAGAAAAGUCCUGUGGGGACUAACUGGGAUCUCAAUCAUAGAGUUGCAUCUGUUUUAUUUGGUGGCUUAAAACUUGCUAGUGUUGGGUUUAUCUCAAGUAUAGGAACUGUGGCUUCGUCAAAUGCAUUGUUUGCAAUUCGUAGAUUCUUUAAUCCAGCAGUUGUUUCUAAUCAACGGAUUAUAAGAUCACCGAUACUCAAAACAGCAGUUGUGUAUGCGUCUUUUCUUGGAAUAUCUGCAAAUCUUCGUUAUCAGAUUAUCGCUGGAGUUGUGGAGCACCGGCUUUCUGAGCAGUUUUCAUCCCAAACACUUCUUCUUAAUAUAAUAUCUUUUGUUGCUCGGACAAUCAAUUCCUAUUUGGGAACUCAGCAAUGGAUUGACCUUGCCCGGUCUACUGGACUGCAAGUUAAAAAGACCGAAUCAUCCUCUCUACAAAUACCAGAUUCUCCUAACCAAGCUGCAGUUGUGUGCAACGAAACAGAAGAAGCCGGUGUUGACGAUAUCCAAAGCAAAUGAGGUGACAAUACUCCUGCCUCAUUUUCAGUAGCUUGUGCUACUAAGGAGAAACUUAUAUACGAUUCUUUAUAUUUUGUUAUCAGGUUCCUCAAGAUAAUAAGUGUGUGGUGUUCCCAUAAUAACAGGACAAGGUUGUUUUUAUGUUCAGCUUUACUGAUUUCUUUUUUUUUUUUUUUUAAAUCAUAGAUGUUAUAAUUUUAUUGGAAAACCUGGUAGCAAAAAACAUAAAGGAUCGUAUUAAGUUUACUUUUUGUACAGUAGACAUAACCGAAUAGGAUUUCUUCAUUUCAUGUUUAUUUAUAUCUCUAUGACGAACACAUAUUCCUUUCACUACUCAAUUGUAUACCAUUUUAUAUGAUUCUCCCAGUUCA